CAUUCAGCCAAACUGCAGCACCGUUAAUACAUUUAAAUCCAGAUUAUUCAGACAUUUUCCGUUUUAUUUGUCUUUGUACAGAAUAAACACCUUCACAUUAUUAAAGAGGAAUAUUGUUUUCAUUAAAUUGAAUUUGUUUUGUAAGUUUUCUCUCUUGAGACCAAUGAUUAAUCCUUAUGUAUAAUUUAUGAAUGGACAAUAAUUUAAUUAGCAUAAUUAAAAACAGUUGCUUUGAUUCAAACCUCCUGCAGUGACCUGACUGAUCCAGUGUGUUAACAACACGUGUUAUUAACCCAAAUUAACAUAAACACUCAUAAACACAAACAUGGAUUUAAAUGUUCAGAUUUCAUUUUAAAUCGCAGUUAAUUCCAACGAGCCAACAGAAGCAGUUAAACAUUCUCCAUUAAUAACAGAACAACAGUGUCAGUUCUUAAGGACUGAUUAUGAAUCUCUUUACUUGGAGUGAUUAUCAGUGUUGUCUGUGAGGUUUGACAUGAGGCUGAUUACUGUGUCCAGUAGGUGGCGCUAUGGAUCCGACACAGAUUUGAUCCAUAGAUGUAUUCAGGUGGAAUCUCUCUACCUGUGAGCACCUUGGUGGAGUUCUAAGGACUUCCUGCUUCAUGGCGAAGCAUCAGAAUGGACCAUACUGCCACGGCCAGCAGGUGUAACGGAGGUGAAAGAUUUAGGUAACUUUUCUUCUUCCAGGUGAGAGGAUGAUACCGAGUCAAUGUGACGUCUGUGGUGUCUGUAGGAGGUCGUUACAGUACGAGGAGGGAAAUGGUGCCAAUUGGUGGCAAAAUCUCAACUGUGAAUCAAAAUGGCCGACUUCCUGUUGGACUGACAGUAUGGGUCCAACAGGGUUUGUUGUGUGUUUGUCUGUGCUGCACCUGAGGGCCGUUUGGUAUCAAAUUAAAGGAUUCACGAGUUUGAACCUGCGAGCCAAAUGUGGAAAAGUUCUCUAAACAGUGUCGGAAAAAAAGAAAACCAGCUGACACGAUUGAAGAUGACCGUUUCCUGGCUGUAUCAACGAGAUCUGUCAGUCCUGUGACCUUUGUCCUCACGUGACCUGGCGUUAGGGGGCGCUGUGGAGUCCUCUGGCCACGCCCACAACCAAUGAUGUCAUCAGUUUGAACUGAGAGAAAGAACCGGUCUGGCUGUGUCAGUGCUCGGCCCUGAUGAUGAUGAUAAUGUUGAUGAUUUGACGUUUUGAGGGUCUUCAGAGCUGGUUGUAGCUGUUGUCAUAGCAACAGGUCCACACACCUUUAACCUGCUGAGGUGUCAGGAUGUUCCAGGGUUAACCGCCAACAGGAAGUCAUGUUGUACAUUCAGUUGUUAGUCUGGCAUCAGGUUUGUCUCAGUCUUUAUAUUUGUGACUUUCAACACGAGGACGGACAGAUUACGUGAUCGUUACCGACUGUUUGUGUCUACAGCUGUUUUUCAUGGAGGACACAAAAUGACUCAACUCUUCUUCUCUGUCCUAUUUUAAGACUGAGCUCUAUAAAAGAAUAAAAGUGUGAAUCAGAGGAGCGUCCUCCCUCCGUCUGCAAAUAGAAACACUUUAAAAGGUUUUGAUCAGCAGCAGCAGUUGUCGGCUCUCAGGAGAACCCGACUUUUACCAACAUCCUGCCCAUGUAAGGGGAACUCCGCUGGGCCCCGGGGGUCCUGCUUCAGUCCAGACCCGUCCCUGAAGACCCGGGUCCAUUCACACUGUCAUCACGUCUCCUCUGCACCGCAGACAGCUGCUGUAUUUAAACCAGCUGCUCUCAGAUCAGCAGCAUCACAGAGGAGCAGCACGCGAUGGCGAGCAGAAAGACGAAGAAGAAGGAGGGAGGAGCCAAACGAGCCCAGAGAGCGUCGUCCAACGUGUUCUCCAUGUUCGAACAGACUCAGAUCCAAGAGUUCAAAGAGGCCUUCACGCUCAUCGACCAGAACCGGGACGGCUUCAUCGAUAAAGAGGAUCUCAAGGACACAUACGCUUCUCUGGGUAAACUGGACGUGAAGGACAGAGAGCUGGAGGACAUGCUGAGAGAAGCCACAGGCCCCAUCAACUUCACCAUGUUCCUCAACCUGUUCGGAGAAAAGCUGCACGGUACUGACCCGGAGGACACCAUCUUAAACGCCUUCAAAAUGUUUGAUCCUGACGCACAAGGCUUCAUUCACAAAGACGAAUUACAGAAACUACUGAUGACACAAGCAGACAAGUUCUCACCUGAGGAGGUGAAGCAGAUGUUCCAGUCGUCCAACAUCGACGCCGCAGGACACCUGGACUAUAAAUCUCUGUGUUACAUCAUCACUCACGGGGAGGAGCAGGAGGAAUAAACCCGACAGACACCUGAUCAGACGAGUCAUCGAUCGUCUCCGCUUCAAAUAAAGAUCAACAGAAAAAACCUGAGUUGGAAUUUAUUGAUUGAUCAGUUCCACCUCAUCUACAUGAAGGUGUUCUUGUUCCCCUCAGGAUGAACUGUGAUCGCUUUAUUGAUCCUCAUCAGGUCGACGUGCUCACUUCCUGUAGAACUGAUGACAUCAGAGCUGAAAUCAAUCUGUCACAUGAGGUCCUGAUCCUCCCCCGUACUGAUGUGAGUCCACCGGUCCAUGUAGGAUUUAAUGGACUCAACAGUCAGAUUUGGUCCCAAGUUUCACCACGUUUGUGUCGUCAAAUAAAAAAAAAA
Messenger RNA from Acanthopagrus latus (yellowfin seabream), 2669 nucleotides. RefSeq names its product myosin light chain 5-like. Gene Ontology annotation, cellular component: cytoplasm. The transcript is spliced from 7 exons. Bases 1798 to 2319 code for a protein of 173 amino acids. Lineage: Eukaryota; Metazoa; Chordata; Actinopteri; Spariformes; Sparidae. Gene Ontology annotation, molecular function: calcium ion binding. The record is from RefSeq and is a predicted model, not a curated record.